UUAAGCCACAAAUCGCGGUUAAGUGAUAUGUGUAGACAAUUACAGGAUUAGCAAACUUCUUUAGUUUUCUAUAUAUGAUUCAAUUUUGCAAGAAAUAUUAACUAUUCCAAAACACCGGUAGAUUACUUGGAGCAUACCUCUGAUCACAAUUGUUUCACUUCCACAAAUUUUGAUGGGGAACACUGGGUUCUCUCUGGCUCUUAUGAUGGCGGUGCUGUUGCUUCAUUUUGUGGCUUUAUUCUCUACCAAAACAACAACCAAUAUCAGCACAGAUCAGUCAGCUCUUCUGACAAUGAAAGCACAUAUUAUUAGUGAUCCUCAAAAGAUGUUGAAAACCAAUUGGUCUAUUGCUACUUCCUUUUGUAAUUGGGUUGGUGUCACUUGUGGAUCCCGACACCAAAAGGUCAUAGCCCUUAACCUUUCUAGCAUGUUUCUCAUUGGCACCGUCCCACCUCAAAUUGGGAAUCUAUCUUUUCUUACUUCGCUUGACCUGACAAACAACUCUUUUCAUGGCUCAUUACCCAUUCAGUUGACUAAUUUGCAUCGAUUGAAACUUAUAAACUUGGUUUUGAACAAUUUCUACGGAGAAAUCCCAUCAUGGUUUGAUUCUUUCCCUAAACUUCAAUACUUGUCUUUGAGUGCUAACAAUUUUGUUGGUCAAAUCCCAUCAGAUAUGUUUGAACGUCUACCUAGAUUGCAAGUGCUUUACUUGGAUGGGAAUAAGCUCUCUGGCAAAAUUCCAUUGGGCUUAUUCAAGUGCAAAGAGUUAGAGUACAUAUCAUUAGCUUUUAAUAGUUCGGAAGGGAUUCUACCAAAAGAAAUAGGAAACUUGACAAUGCUUGAGCUUCUAUUUCUCCAGGAAAACCAGAUAGAAGGUGCAAUCCCACAACAAAUUAGUAAUCUUACGAUUGAGAUAUCUCUAUUUAUCCUUUAAUUCUCUACAGGUAUUAUAUUACAUUUCUUCAUUAUAUAUGUUCAAUUUUAUCAUCGUUAAUUUUAUUUUCUUUUUUCCUAAAUUAAAUUUAUGUUCAAUUUGUACAAAUGUGUUAAAUAUUUU
Messenger RNA from Gossypium arboreum, 1057 nucleotides. RefSeq names its product LRR receptor-like serine/threonine-protein kinase EFR. The coding region runs from base 173 to 934 and encodes 253 amino acids. NCBI's taxonomy places the organism in Eukaryota, Viridiplantae, Streptophyta, Magnoliopsida, Malvales, Malvaceae. Gene Ontology annotation, molecular function: protein binding. The record is from RefSeq and is a predicted model, not a curated record. The transcript has 2 exons.